Molecule: messenger RNA, 3519 nt
Organism: Drosophila busckii
Lineage: Eukaryota; Metazoa; Arthropoda; Insecta; Diptera; Drosophilidae
Gene: fz4
Product: frizzled-4
Exons: 4
Coding region: 698-2797 (699 amino acids)
Biological process (GO): non-canonical Wnt signaling pathway; canonical Wnt signaling pathway
Cellular component (GO): plasma membrane
Molecular function (GO): Wnt receptor activity; Wnt-protein binding
Source: RefSeq, a predicted model, not a curated record
UAUUGUUAAAUAUUUGCAAAUUGUAAAAUAUUUAGAAAUGAAAAACGAAAAAAAAUCAUUGUGAAUUGUUAGAGAAUUUGUUUUUCGGUGUAUCGUUAAAACACAGAAAAUAUAAGCGGUGCCAUUUGUGUUACUUGUUGCUAACUACAUACAUGCAAACAUAUAAAAACAGUUGAUAAUUCUAUUCAAAUUUAAAUAAAAUGAUAAACUCAGUACAAAAAACAAACCAAUAUUUUAAUUUGAACUUUACAUGCGAUAGAUAGUACUCGAUAAAAGCACAAGCUCGAUGCAAUUUGCUAUUCGAUUUUUAGUACAUGGUUAACUCUUAGAUCAUUCUCGAUACGUGUUGCUCGAUUCGCUGCUGCCUGUAAAUAUACAUUGUGUAAACAAACAGCACAAAAAUAAAAAAAUAAAAUAAUGAAAAAUGCAAAUGUGUAUUGAAUAAGCUCACAGAAAGCAAAAAAAUGUGUUAAGUUGCUAUAUAAAAUUGAAAUUUGUUUUGUGGCAAAAUAAUCUGCAUACCAAUUGUUAAGAACAAGAACGCAUUAAAAAAACUAGUUUGCAGCGGCAGCGACGUCGACGUCGACGAUAACAAGAAACAACGCCACAAGGUAGUUAACGACUUGACAAGGCAAGCAGACAGGCCAGCGGGCGCGGCCGUGUGGGGGAGGAGGCGCAAGAAGAAGCUUUAAAGAAAAUGCAAGCAACAGGCAUUAAAUGCUUGCUGUGGCUCUCGCUGCUCACGUUCACGGGCAGCGGUGGGAGCGAGAGUGGAAGCGGAAGCAGGCAUAUUCUUGUUGCCGCAGCACAGCAGUGUGAACCAAUUACCAUUGAAAUGUGCCGCGGCAUUGGCUACAACGAGACCUCCAUGCCCAAUCUGGUCGGCCACGAGCUGCAAUCGGAUGUGGAGUACACGCUGCAAACAUUUGCACCGCUCAUUGAUUACCACUGCAGCUCGCAGCUGAAACUUUUCCUAUGUGCUGCCUAUGUACCCAUGUGCACGCCCAAGGCGCCAGUGCAUGCUAUUGGACCCUGUCACAGUCUCUGCGAAUCAGUACGCAUACGCUGUCAUCCCGUGUUGCAGGGCUUUGGCUUUCCCUGGCCCCCUGCGCUGGACUGUGAGCGCUUUCCCCGUGAGAACAAUCACGAGACCAUGUGCAUGGAGGGACCUGGUGAAACACAUAUACCGCUGCAAGACGCCGAUCUCUAUGGCCAAAACUUGUCCAACACGGGCUCUGGCAUUAAGCUGGGCACAACGCUGCCACUGGAUUGCUCCGCUCUGGCCAAAUCCCAUUUGUAUGUAAAGCUACAGCGUUCGGGACGCUGUGCGCCACUCUGCGAAGCGGACAUACUGUUCACGCCCAGCGAGAAGCAUUUGGCAGAGAUCUGGCUCUCCACCUGGGCCUAUGCAGCACUUGGACUUGCAACAUUAGCUACACUUUGCCUGCUACUGUUCAAUGGCGAUCAUCGUGGACGGGCUAGCACUGCGGCGGCGAAGUGGUCACGUUUGCUCUCACCGCUGCUUUGGUGCCACAAUAUGGUCACCCUGGGGUGGACAGUGCGCUUUAUUGUGGGACGCACGGGCACUGCCUGUGGCACAGAUCCUCAGGCGCCCAACGAGCUGCUGCUCAGCGUUGAUGGACUCUCCAAUGCAGCGUGUGCCAGCGUCUUUCUGUUGCGCUAUUACUUUGGCAUGGCAGCUUGUGCCUGGUGGGCUAUUCUCAGCCUGGGCUGGCAUCGCGAUAUACGCCGCAACAGUCCUGAUACGAAGGGCCAUAUUGCGGUGCCUGCCAAACGUGCUGGUCAUGCUAACACUGCUCAGCAGGAAUUGGCCAGAAAUAAUUUUGUUUGCUUCGUAGCUUGGGGUUUGCCUGCGUUUCAAACGGCCGCUGUGAUCGUCAUGCGUUUGGUCGAUGCCGAUGAGCUUUUAGGCGCCUGCUUUGUGGGCAAUCAGUCGGACAAGGCGCUACAGGUGCUUGUCGCCACGCCGAUAUUUUGCUAUUGGAUAUUUGGCAGCAUGAAUCUAAUCUCUGGCUAUUUGGUUCACUGUCGCAACAAGGAAAUGCUGCGCAAUAGCAACACGCUGAGUCUACAACAGCAACUUCAGCUAAGCACACACAGCAGCAAUGGCAUUGGCAGCUUUCUAUUCAUCUACGGCACAGUCUGUGCUUUGCUGCUGCUGGCCGUGAUCUAUGAGUUUGCCAACAUAGAUGUCUGGCUGAGCGCCAGAGAGACUAAUACGCCUUUGUGGCCAUUUUUGAUGCGCGCCUUUAUGGAACUUAUGCUGGGCAUUUGUUGUUUUGCUUGGGUGCUCGGUCCAAGCAUUUCAAGCUUAUACAAGCGCCAACUGUCUGCACGUCCACUGAAGCAGCCAACAGCACAACAACAACAACAGCAGCAACAACAACAACAACAACAGCAGCAAUUACAUCAACAUCACCAUCAUCAUGCACUGGAUGCACAAAGCAGCUCGCGUGGCUCUCAUUUGGCCUGCAAUAGCACUGUGAUAUCCUAUCACUCAGUGCGACCAUCGCAUCAAUCGCUGGUCAGCGCACCACCGCUCAUCGUUAGCCCGUACAGCAAGCACAAGUCAAGCGCUGGCGCUGGCUCCAUUUCACUCAAUCAAAUGUCCAACUAUUCGCUCGGACGCAGUACCCAUGCACAGUCCUCGCAGCGUUUCUAUUACGCACAGCAACAGCACCCACCACAUCAUCAUCAUCAUCACCAGCAGCAGCAGCAGCAACAGCAGCAACACUAUACGCAGCUGCAACGCUACGGCAAUGAGACGCUACUCUGAAAGCACAAUGAACUACAAGCUGCUUGCCAAUACUACAAGUCUGAGAUGUUAACUGCAACGUUCCUGCCAAGUUCAGCCUAGCAAUAUAAUACAGUCGAGCCACGCUACAGAGAAAUCAUUAAACUGGAGGCUAAAAGCAUUGGAGAAAGUAUGCAUACAAUACUAUAAUAUACUAUAUACAGUAGAUAUCAGUUAUAUGGCGCAGCUCUGUUAAGUAACUAUUACUUAAUUGGCUUAAAUGCGCAAGUUUUUAUACAAUUUUUAUAUACAAAUGCUUGACUGUACGACUCAACAGUUAGACGCAAUUUAAAGCGGAAUUUCUGAAACUGAUUUUGGUUUGAAUUCCAAACUUAACUUGUGCAACUGCUGAGCUACAAUUGGCAAGUCUUUUACUUUCAUAAAAGUAUUAACGAAUGUUUCUAACGGCUGGCUUCUGGGAACUCUAUUUAAUGUACUUCAUAUGCUGCUACUUUAUAAUUACUAUUUUUUUGCGUAAUUUCUGUGUAAAUGUUAAACAUUAGUAUUGUUUUUAGUGUUGUGUGUCUGUGUGUAUGUAUUAAUUUCAUUUAUAUAUUUAGCGCUGUUGUCGUUGUAACCAAAGUACAAUCUAACUUCUUGCCUCCCGCAUAUAAUUUGUCAUUCUUUUAAGACCCUGUACCACAAUGUACAAAGUGUCUUUGAGUUAACUUUAAAUAAUUUUCUGUAUCAAUUUUUUUUGUGUG